Molecule: messenger RNA, 327 nt
Organism: Lodderomyces elongisporus
Lineage: Eukaryota; Fungi; Ascomycota; Pichiomycetes; Serinales; Debaryomycetaceae
Gene: COX8
Product: cytochrome c oxidase subunit VIII
Exons: 1
Coding region: 1-327 (108 amino acids)
Biological process (GO): mitochondrial electron transport, cytochrome c to oxygen
Source: RefSeq, a predicted model, not a curated record
AUGUUGUCCAGAUCACUCUUGCAAAGAAGCAGCAAAGCAACCAUGUCUCCAGCUAAGCAAUUAACUCAAUUGCUCAUGCCAAAGAGAUCUUUCCAACAAUCCUUAAGAACAUUGAACAAGGAAUUGCCAGCAAUGGAUCACAUUUACGGUACACCAAAGGAAGGUGUCUACUCCAACUUGCCAUUCCAAGUUAAGGACAGAAAAUUCAUUCCAUUUUCAGUGUGGUACUGGGGUGUCUUGGGAUUUUUCUUUUUCUUCCCAUUCAUGAGUUCAGGCUGGCAAAUGUACAAAGCUGGUGUCUGGAACCCAUUUGCCAAGUCUAGUUAA